Molecule: messenger RNA, 1119 nt
Organism: Osmerus eperlanus (European smelt)
Lineage: Eukaryota; Metazoa; Chordata; Actinopteri; Osmeriformes; Osmeridae
Gene: ca8
Product: carbonic anhydrase VIII
Molecular function (GO): zinc ion binding; carbonate dehydratase activity
Source: RefSeq, a predicted model, not a curated record
AGGUAGAGAGAGAGAGAGAGAGAGAGGGGGGGAGGUAGAGAGAGAGAGAGGGAGGGAGAAGGGGAAGAGUGAAGGCAGAAUCCCUCCUGCAGUGCCUGGAGUCGGCUGCUUGGUAUCGUCUGUAAGAAAACGAACGAUUGCAAGAGAAGGACUGAGAGAAGUGGACCUGGCUGGCAGAGCUCCUGAACUGACCUGAGGAAGACCGACCGUCCGUCGCUUCAGCCAUGGCCGACGGCGCCAUCGAGGAGUCAGACUACGUCCCCGGGAAGGAUGAGCUGGACUGGGGAUACCAGGAAGGUGUGGAGUGGGGUCUGUUGUUCCCCGAGGCAAACGGAGAGUACCAGUCUCCCAUCAACCUGAACUCCCGCGAGGCCCGCUACGACCCCUCCCUCCUGGACACCGGCCUCAACCCCAACUACGUGGUUUGCCGCGACUGUGAGGUCAUCAACGAUGGACACACUGUGCGCAUCGUGCUGAGGUCAAAAUCAGUGGUAACGGGGGGUCCGUUGCCUAGUGACCAUGAGUACGAACUGCACGAGGUGCGUUUCCACUGGGGAAAAGAAAACCAGCGAGGCUCCGAACACACGGUGAACUUCAAAGCCUUUCCCAUGGAGCUCCACCUGAUCCACUGGAACAGCACCCUGUUCAACAGCCUGGAAGACGCUCUGGGCAAGAAGAAUGGAAUCCUGAUCAUCGCUCUGUUUGUGCAGAUAGGGAAGGAGCACCUGGGGUUGAAGGCUAUAACGGAAGUCCUACAGGAUCUGCAGUACAAGGGGAAGGCAAAAACCAUACCGUGUUUCAAUCCCAACACUUUACUACCUGACCCUCUGCUGAGAGACUAUUGGGUGUACGAUGGCUCCUUGACCACACCCCCCUGCAGUGAGAACGUAACUUGGAUCCUCUACCGCUACCCUCUCACCAUCUCACAGAUACAGAUAGAGGAGUUCAGGAGGCUGAGGUCACUGAAGGGGGCGGAGCUUCCUGAGGGAAAUGAUGGGAUGCUGGGUGACAACUUCCGCCCCACCCAGCCUCUCAGCGAUAGGACGGUCCGAGCUGCCUUUCAAUGACCCUCCCCCUUUCCAAACUGCCGUCAAGGGGAGGUCCUUACACACACCUUUC